AUUUUGCUGUGGAGCGACUGGGAGGAGGAGCCGCCGCGGAGACCCAAGGAGAAGAUCUUGAACCGGCAGAGGCGGCGACCGCGCUGGCACCGGGCUUUUCUCGGCCGCGGGGAUCUCCGGAGGCUAAGGGAGCGCGGCGUGAGGACCGAAGGAGCCGCGCCCGCUGCGCGGAGCGCCCCUUCCCGCCCCCUGCACCAUGAGCUGGGGCACCGAGCUCUGGGAUCAGUUUGACAACCUAGAAAAACACACACAGUGGGGAAUUGAUAUUCUUGAGAAAUACAUCAAAUUUGUAAAGGAAAGGACAGAGAUUGAACUCAGCUAUGCAAAACAACUCAGGAAUCUCUCUAAGAAAUACCAACCUAAAAAGAACUCGAAGGAGGAGGAAGAGUAUAAGUACACGUCGUGUAAAGCUUUCCUUUCCACCUUGAAUGAAAUGAAUGACUAUGCUGGGCAGCAUGAAGUUAUAGCUGAGAACAUGACCUCACAGAUCACUGUGGAAUUGGCACGCUAUGUCCAAGAAUUGAAGCAGGAGAGGAAAUCGCAUUUUCAUGAUGGGCGUAAGGCGCAGCAGCACAUAGAGACUUGCUGGAAGCAACUUGAAUCAAGUAAAAGACGAUUUGAGCGGGAUUGCAAAGAAGCUGACCGAGCACAGCAGUACUUUGAGAAAAUGGAUGCUGACAUAAAUGUUACAAAAGCUGAUGUUGAAAAGGCAAGACAGCAAGCUCAAAUCCGUCACCAAAUGGCAGAAGAUAGCAAAGCAGAUUAUUCAUCAGUUCUCCAGAAGUUCAACCAUGAGCAGCAUGAAUAUUACCAUACACACAUACCCAACAUCUUUCAGAAAAUACAAGAGAUGGAGGAAAGAAGGAUAGUGAGAAUUGGAGAGUCAAUGAAGACAUAUGCAGCGUCUGAUCGGCAGGUGAUACCAAUUAUUGGCAAAUGCUUGGAUGGAAUAGUAAAGGCAGCUGAAUCAAUUGAUCAGAAAAAUGAUUCACAGCUCGUGAUAGAAGCUUAUAAGUCAGGAUUUGAGCCUCCUGGAGACAUUGAAUUUGAAGAUUAUACUCAGCCAAUGAAACGCACAGUGUCCGAAACCAGCCUUUCCAAUUCCAGAGGAGAAGGCAAACCAGAACUCAAAUUUGGUGGCAAAUCCAAAGGAAAGUUAUGGCCGUUCAUCAAGAAAAAUAAGUCUCCCAAGCAGCAAAAGGAACCCCUCUCCCAUCGCUUCAACGAGUUCAUGACCUCCAAACCCAAAAUCCACUGCUUCAGGAGCCUAAAGCGCGGGCUUUCUCUCAAGUUGGGUGCAACACCAGAAGAUUUCAGCAACCUGCCACCUGAACAGAGAAGGAAAAAGCUACAACAGAAAGUUGAUGAAUUAAAUAAAGAAAUCCAAAAGGAGAUGGAUCAAAGAGAUGCCAUAACAAAAAUGAAAGAUGUCUACCUAAAGAAUCCUCAAAUGGGAGACCCAGCCAGUUUGGAUCACAAGUUGACAGAAGUUGGCCAAAAUAUAGAAAAACUGCGAUUAGAGGCUCAGAAAUUUGAGGCCUGGCUGGCUGAGGUUGAAGGCAGGCUCCCAGUCCGAAGUGAACAGGCCCGCCGACAGAGUGGAAUGUAUGAUGCCCAAAACCCACCAUCAGUUAACAACUGCGCACAAGACCGGGAGAGCCCAGAUGGCAGUUAUACAGAGGAUCAAAGUCAGGAGAGUGAGGUGAAGGUGCUGGCCACAGACUUCGACGACGAAUUUGAUGACGAGGAGCCCCUUCCUGCCAUAGGGACUUGUAAAGCUCUCUACACGUUUGAAGGUCAGAAUGAAGGAACCAUUUCGGUAGUUGAAGGCGAAACAUUAUACGUUAUAGAGGAAGACAAAGGUGAUGGGUGGACCCGCAUUCGGAGAAAUGAAGAUGAAGAGGGUUAUGUUCCCACCUCAUACGUCGAAGUCUAUUUGGACAAAAAUGCCAAAGGUGCUAAGACUUAUAUUUAAUUCCA
Molecule: messenger RNA, 1980 nt
Organism: Chrysochloris asiatica (Cape golden mole)
Lineage: Eukaryota; Metazoa; Chordata; Mammalia; Afrosoricida; Chrysochloridae
Gene: FNBP1
Product: formin binding protein 1
Exons: 16
Coding region: 197-1975 (592 amino acids)
Biological process (GO): endocytosis; signal transduction
Molecular function (GO): protein binding
Source: RefSeq, a predicted model, not a curated record